This is a messenger RNA of Cyclopterus lumpus (lumpfish), 3477 nucleotides long. RefSeq lists its product as uncharacterized. The coding region runs from base 1 to 3213 and encodes 1070 amino acids. Gene Ontology annotation, molecular function: nucleic acid binding; exonuclease activity. Lineage: Eukaryota; Metazoa; Chordata; Actinopteri; Perciformes; Cyclopteridae. Gene Ontology annotation, cellular component: nucleus. The transcript is spliced from 17 exons. The record is from RefSeq and is a predicted model, not a curated record.
AUGUUUUCCUCGUCCGGUCUCUUUGAUGGCAUACGUUGUCCGUUUUUAAAACGAGGGCUUUGCGAGCGGCCUUACUGUCUGUACAAACAUGCCACGGAGUUGCGGGACGCGUUUGGUGCCUCGUGUCAUUCGUCGACGGUUGACGUUGCAGGAGAGCAAACUGGUUAUCCAUCGAAUGAUGAGACUAAAGAUGACUCCCUCCAGGAGCUGGAGCGAAUCAACAAGGAGAUUGAAACCGUGAGGCACGAGGUGGAACAUGAGCAGAGGCGACUGUCCCGCUACCAGACCGUACUGGCAGACAGCAUAAAAACUGCACCCAAUUACUCAGUUUCCAAGUCCGAGACUGGGGUUAAAAAUGUAGAUGGAGGCACUUAUGGGCUGUCGUCACGCGCAGACUCUACUAGAACGUACUCCCGAGCCAGGAAGUACGUGGUUGACAACUCGAAACCAAGGACUGAUUUGGAGUAUGACCCUCUGUCCAACUUUUCUGCUGGCUUGCGAUCUGGCAGCUCAUCGGGCAAAGAGCAAAAAGUGAAAAAUGGGCAAGGUUUGAAAAGGAACGCUGUACCUUGCGACCAAAAGAAGCCAGUCGCACAUCAGUCUCUGCUUUCCCAGUCUCCAUCUCCAGAGCCACUGGAUGACUCUAAUGAAGACGGUGUCCUGAUUAUUGACAUUCCUCCCUCUCCGGACAAAAAGAGAGCGAAAGCUCCGAAUCCUGUCGAUUUUGUUGCUGGCAAAUCCCUCCAGGACAAAGUGGAGAAGGUCGAAACGGAGCCCGUUUUACGUCUAAAUGCAGAUGCAUCAACUCCCCCGUCAUCGACAUUUGAGAAAAAUGGAGAAAACGAUCAAGCUCCAGAUACUAACUCGAACUCGCCGUGCAGACAACAUGCCGAGCAGGUCCAGACAGCAGAUCAGGACCGGGUUAGCAGUCCGUGGUCUUCAGCGCUGCCACAAAGCCAGAAUACGUCGAUCAAAAUGCAAGGAUGGUUUCAGGGUAAAGCCGCUGCACCUGAAAGCUACCCGGUGCCGGCAGAACCACUUUCAGUCCAUUCGUCUGCGUCAAGUUUGGCAAUCGCAGCUGAAUUAUCGUCCGCAUCAACUGGACAGCUUUUCGUGACUGACGAUAAUGAAGAAGUUAUAGUCAUUCCGUCCAGCUCGGAUGAAGAGGAGCUUAACUACUCUGAAAUGGAGCUGUCCGACAGUGAUCCGAUGGAGGAAUGCUACAGGAUCUUCAUGGAGGCCAAUGAGGAUAAGGGAAAUGAGGAGCAGCCUGACGCGUCUGUUGGCGCUGUAGAUGUGGAGAAGCCAAAGUUAAACGUCAAACCCCAAGCAUUGCCAGGAAAGAAGAGGGUGGCUCAUGAUGCCAAACAUACAGAGCAGCCAGUGGUUAAGAGCAGACCUCAGCCCCAGGUGCUGGUUCCCCUGCGUGCGCCAGCAGUGUCAGGAUUUGCCUCCCAGCCCUCCAGCACCUCUAAGAUCCAGCAGGUACAGCAGAGAGCCUCCAUGCUGACUGCUUCAGUCAAAGCUGGUCAGGCCUUUGUUGUUUCCUCCGCCUGUCAGAGGAAGCCAGAGACCCAGAGUGCAUCUUUUCCUUUAACUCAAACCCCUGAAAACCUGCAGCCUGCUCCUGUACAACAUGCGCACAUGAACUACAUAUCUUUGGGAACUGCCGUGAUCGGGGCGGACAACAACUUGCACUUGAUCCUCCCAGAGGGCAUCUUCCCUCUGCCUGGCACCUCCAGUUCCAGCCAAGUUACGUCGGUGCUUACCCCGAUCAGUCAAGUGCAUACGAGCACGCUCGCCGUGAGACAGAUGUACCAUCCAGCUGCAGUUAUGCCUCUGCAAAGAUACCGCACAACGGCGCCUGUGCUCAUUCCUGCGCCGGCACGUAAACCUUCGCUGGCCUCGGCCUUUGCAUCGUCACAUUCGAGUCCAGCUGCUUUCGCCGCGCCUCAAGCUGCUGUCCAUACCGCUGUUAAGGCUGUGACGACUAAACGUAGACUGAAGCAGUGCGAGGCCGCCAAGGAGAAAGUGCCCCAUGAAAUCCGACAGCGUUAUGUCAACAUGUUUACGGAGGAGUUCCUCAAGACGACAGAAAACGUUAAUGAGGCUUUUGAAAAGGCUCUUGCGGAAGAGAAGGCCGUGUACAAUCGCAGCGUGAACAAACUCAAGUAUCUGAGUGUUGCCGUGAACGCACUGAAGAGGCUGAAGAACCAAAGUGCUGUUACGGCUAAAGAUGAAAAUGAAGUCAAAAGCCAACAAUACAAAGGCAACAUUUCACUUGAUCCUGAGUUUAAAGGAAACGAUGAUAUGGCGUUGUAUGAGAUUUUGAGGGACUAUGUUUUGACUGAGGAAAAGCUGGUUGAGAGCAACUAUCCUGUCCAGCACCCAGAGAAACCCGGUUCUUGUGUUCUUUUUAUUGACGUUAAGAAAGGCAGCGCAGACCCCCUCAAGAGAAUUUGCUGUCGCUGUGGAUCCACGUACUCCGUGAACCAAAUGGGCAAACACAUCCGUAAGGAGGAGUGUAAUUACCACUAUGGGAAAGGGGUCACAGAAAAAGUGCCAGGUGGCGUUGAGACGCGCUACAGUUGCUGUGAGGGCGUCAUGGGAGCUCCUGGAUGUCAAGUGUUUCAGGUGCAUGUCCAUGACUCCAUCAGCAUGGAUGGGUUUGUUUCGACUGUCCCCAGACAUCCCUCAGAUACCAGCUGUCCCGGGGUCUACUCUUUGGAUUGUGAAAUGUGUUAUACCAUUCAUGGUCUGGAGCUGUCGAGAGUGACUGUUGUCAACUCUAGUGUGCAAGUCGUCUACGACACCUUCAUCAGACCCGAUAAUGAGGUCAUUGACUAUAACACCAGGUUUUCAGGCAUCUGUGAGGAAGAUGUGAAGGGUAACCGCACCUCCCUCAGAGAGGUGCAGGAGACCUUGUUGAGCUUCGUCAGCGCCGACACCAUUCUGAUUGGACACGGCCUGGAAACAGACCUCUGUGCCCUGAAGUUGCUCCAUGGGACAGUGAUAGACACAUCGGUGGUGUUCCCUCACCGUCUGGGCCUCCCUCACAAGCUGACCCUCAACAACCUCACAGCCGACUACCUCAGGAGGAUCAUCCAAGAGAGUGUUUGUGGCCAUGACACUGAGGACGAUGCUGCUGCCUGCAUGGAGCUUAUGUUAUGGAAAGUCAAAGAAGAAGGAAAAGUGAAGAAAAUAUGGAUAUAAUACAUGAUGAUCACUAAACUGGGCAUACAUGAGAAGGAAAAAAAGGAACAGUCGCUGUUAUGCAUAUUUGAAUGUCACAUCUAUUUGUGUUCCGAUGACAUGGGAGGGCUGUGUAUUUUUUCGUUUGUUUACCUCACUUAAUUUUGUGUUUACAGUAAUACCUGUGUUUUAAGUUUUGAUUUACAGCCUUUGUCCAUAAAUAUUAGUGAAGGUCUGAGGGGUGGGGUGUUGUCAGUAUUAUCCAAGUAAAGGCACGUAAUGAAA